Acanthosepion pharaonis is the source of this 1443-nucleotide messenger RNA. The record is from the annotation of a GenBank genome assembly. Lineage: Eukaryota; Metazoa; Mollusca; Cephalopoda; Sepiida; Sepiidae.
AUGCUUUCAGAUUACAUCAGGUGCCUCCAGGUUUCUGUUGGGGUUGUCAUGACCGUCACUCUUGGAGUGACUGCUUUUUUCUUCUUCUUUUUACGAAUUUCACUUACAAGAUUCUUAGUAGCCAAAAAUGGUCUUUCUUUUUUCUUGUAUCAUUUUCCAUAUUUCUUGGUUACUGAGACUGUAACCUAUCUAUCUAUCUAUCUAUCUAUCUAUCUAUAUAUAUAUAUAUGUACGUAUCUGUUCAUAUCUACUACAUAUCCAACACUCUUUUCUUUAUUUUUAUUGCUGGUAAUAUUUUUUAUCUAUCUAUCUGUCUGUCUAUCUAUCUAUCUAUCUAUCUAUCUAUCUAUCUAUCUAUCUCAAUGUAUAUUGAUUUUUAUUGCUGGUAAUAUCUAUCUAUCUAUCUAUCUAUCUAUCUAUCUAUCUAUCUCAAUUUUUAUUGCUGGUAAUCUAUCUAUCUAUCUAUCUAUCUAUCUAUCUAUCUAUCUAUCAAUUUUUAUUGCUGGUAAUCUAUCUAUCUAUCUAUCUAUCUAUCUAUCUAUCUAUCUAUCUAUCUAUCUAUCUAUCUCAGUAUAUAUUGCUGAAGAAGUAUUUCCUUCUCUGUCUGUCUCUCUGUCUAUCUCUCCUUCUCUCUCUCUCUCUCUCACUCUCUCUCUCUCUCUUACACACACAAUCCCUCGAGGCUAUCUAUCUAUCUAUCUAUCUAUCUAUCUAUCUAUCUAUCUAUCUAUCUAUGCUUGCUCAUAUCUAUCUAUCUAUUUAUCUAUCUAUUUCAAUCUGAUCCUUCCUUCCUAUCUAUCUAUCUAUCUAUCUAUCUAUCUAUCUAUUUCAGUCUGUUUCUAUCUAUCUAUCUAUCUAUCUAUCUAUCUAUCUAUCUAUCUAUCUAUCUAUCUAAGCUUGCUCCUAUCUAUCUAUCUAUCUAUCUAUCUAUCUAUCUAUCUAUCUAUCUCAAAUCGGAUGUAUUGCUGUUGCUAUGGUAAUGCCCUUCGACCUUGUCUGUCGCAAGCUGUCGGCUAUUUUUUCUCUCGUGUGACUGUUUAUCAACCCCGUCUUGUCCGUCAACCCAAACGAACUCUUCGAGCUCGCACCUUCCCUCAAAUACCGACCCCCUCCUUGUUGUCAAAAACCCUGCGGAAAUCAUCUUGUCUCUUUUCUCAUUGUCUCGCUUUGCCACUCACUCGAAUUCUAGCCUUGAAUUCUUGUUACUCUCAUUUGCCAACUCUCUCUCUCUCUCUCUGUCAAUCUCUCUCUGUCUCUAUCUCUCUCUCUCUUUUAAGCUUGUCUUUCAACUUUUUUUUCCUUCUCAUUUUCACCUCUCUUUCGAGUUCCCUGUUCUGUGUAAAAUUCAGUCAAUGUCUAUAUCUUUCAUUUCUCUCUCUCUCUCUUUUUCUCUGUCUGUCAGUCUGUCUGUCUGUCUCUCUCUCUCCAUUUCUCUCCAUCUAG